CCCGUUGGGUUCGUUGGGUGCCGUUCGCAAUUUCCGCUUUGUGGAAAUCGUCGUAUACGCACGUGAUGAUUUGAAAGAGAUAAAAGAAAGAGAAAGAGAUUGAGAGAGACGCUUGUAUGUAUUUCCGGGUAUAUCUAUUUGUAGAAUGGGAUUUUUUUUCUGUUUGUUUUCUAUCGAGUGAUCGGUCGAUGUGUGUACACUUUAAAAACGCAGUAUUUCAACCGCACACUUAAUCGAUUCUUGUGACAAUCGAUACGCUAAACUGUCAACCGACCGAAUGUCAUUAGUCGUUAUUACGGGACACGCAAUCGGCAACUGGUGCUAAUUGGUACAGUGCGCGCGACAUGUCCCAUUUCGCGCUCGCGAUCGAUCGCUCGUAGAUCAUGUCUGUCAUCACGAUGCGUCAGAUAUACAUCGACAUUUGACGUCUCGAAACGCUUCCGUCGAACACGAGGAACCGAACAGAACAUCCGCCGUCAUGUUAUAAAGCACUGAACACAACAACGACAUGGAGACGCUAUAUAGCGGCGCGAUUCACGGCUUUCCGCAAUCCGGGGGCGGAAUGACUUCCACGGGAAUCGCCAGUGCCUUCGACCAGGACGGCGUGUUGAGUCUCGUCGUCGUCCUUGGGGGAAGCCUGUCCUUGGUGGCCUUGGUGUUCGCCUUUAUCACGUACAGUCUCUUCUCCGACUUGAGGAGUCUGGCUGGUACAACCUUGAUGAAUCUUUUGGCAGCCCUGUUCAUGGCCCAGUUGCUGUUUAUCGUGGGAGCCGGAGGAGUGCAGGACUCGGAGCUGUGCAUCUCUCUCGGUCUAAGCUUGCAGUAUCUGCGGGUGUCGGUGGUCUGUUGGUUGGCGGCGAUGUGUCAUCAUCUAUACGCGACCGUGGCGUCGCUACCGCGCCGUGACGACCCGCCAACGUACGUGAAGUACAGCCUGUUCGCUUGGGGCGCGCCGCUCAUCAGCCUCGCAUUGGCGACUUUUCUGCAGAGUCACGAGAGCCACGAUUUCUGGAAUAUCGUCGAUCUCAUCCCCUUCAAUUGCUGGUUUCUGGGAACCUCGGCGACAAUCUACGCAUUUGGUUUACCGGUUGUUCUACUACUACUUAUUUCCGGCUACUACCUCGUUAAAGCUGCGAUCGUGUCGAGGUACACGUGCAGCAUGCAGCUCGAAAUAAAACAGCGCGAGAAAAUGAAGAGGCGGCGGGCGUUGCAGCUGAUGCUGUUCCUGAAGGUCAGUCUGAUCGUUGGUCUCGUGGCCGGCUGCGGGGUUGCGUCCAGAGUCUGGAAGAUCCCUUUUCUAUGGGCGCUCUUCUGCACGGGUCAUUCCCUUCAGGGAUCGGCGGUGGCGCUCUCCGUCGCCUGCAACUGCAGGAUCUUGAAAGUCUAUGCUAGGAAGUCGCACAAGCAGCCGGAACAUCAGAUCGCAAAAUCUAGCAGCAGCAUGCAGUUGCUCGCACCUGCGCCGGAUCCGGUUUAGACGGAUUCCCGGGUUGGUGUCUCUCCGGAACAGACAGGAACAAAGGAAGAGAAAUGACGACUGGCAACGGCUGGUGAUGUCUCUCUCUUUGUCUGACGGGACGUAAUUAUUUUUACGUCGGUGAUCCGCUGACGUUUCCAUCCUAACUUUGCCGGGAUUUCCAUCCGCGCCACUCCACAGUUUCAACCCCGAUGACUUAAUUCAGUCUCCCAUAUCUUUCCGCUUCAAAACUAAACGGAUAGUUUUCAUCCGUGGAGGGAACGUACAGUUUAUGAAAGUUGGAGACACGUGUGUGCGUAUAUAUAAAAAAUUUAUAUAUACAUGUUAGGAAGUUUUUUUUCAUCGAUAAAUAUAUUUCUGCUGCUUUAACGUAACGUAAUUUUGAGUCGAUGUGUGUUUGACAGAUUAUAAAGAUUAUAUAUGUAUACAUCAUUGAUCAGGUUCUACGUGAGAAGAGUGUGCAAAUAAUUUCAAGUUUUGUAAUUUAUUAUUCAUUGCAGUUGGUGUAAAACUGUACAUAUCUUGAUCAGUUUUAUUUUUAUUAUUAUCAGGUUUUAUGUUCUCCGGCGAGAGUCAUUAUACGCGAGUGUUAUACUAACGAAUUUGGGAAGGGGAAGUUAAGUAAGAAAACUAAAGAGUCGAACUCUUCGUGAAAGAAGUAAACUUGAUCUCUUCAAAACUUUUCGGAGCAACGAAACGAGGUAACGUUCUCAGAACUCGGGGGAGUUAACUGCUAGUUUGGAGUAAAGCAGAUUGACAGGCACGAAGAGGACAUUAACUUAUUAAAUAUUGUCGCGUUUCUUUUACUAUUAAUUGAUGAAAAAAAAACAAAACAAAACGAGAGAGAGAUUCAACGUGAAAAUUACGAAAGAAAGAUUGAAUAAAAACUUUGUCGGAGAGCUAAGUAGAAAGAGCCCGAACUAAUUGGAUCUAGUGCGAAAAAUUGGGAUAAAGUUUUAUGAGUAAUUUCGGUCUUACGUUACACUCGGUAGAUUUUCGAGACAUGAAUUGCACGUUGCGUCGCUGCGAAAUCGAUCACGUUUUGGCAAAUUAAUGUUAUGAUUACGAUCCAAUAAUAGCUUUUGCACGUGAAAAGUGUGCGAAUUCUCUUAACAAAACAUAUUAUUAAUUACAUUAUUUUUAAAGGCAUUAUUGGAUCUUACAGUGUGUACGACGCCGCGCAAUGUUGCAACAGCGACAAACGAGAAAAGUAUGUAAUUACAUGUUUCUCGAUGCACAAAGAAUAUAUUCAACUCGAGAGAAAACACUUGGCUGAAUCUUAACAACUUGUUUGGCGAAACAUUUCUAGCAAAGUUUUAACACUCGGUAUUAAACUCAUAACGCAUAAUUUGUUUUACACAGACCACAUUUUGAAUAGUCGAUAGCAUUGCGAGCGACGAACGCACACAAUACGCUUUCUUUUAUAAGCGCGAUCCAAAUUGCCCUUCCAAGAAAAAUUAGUUCAAGUUUUCCGCGUCGGAAUUUUAACGCACUAGAGAAAAAAAAAGUUAAAUUGUUUUGCGAUGAUUUCGCGAAAAAAAGUAACAGCAGUCUCUCUGAAAGUCGAAGAAUAGAGUACGUGCGAUAACGUUAUAAACACAAAUGACGAACGGAAGCCGUCGCUGAACUCCGUCAACGCGCGAUGUUCCCGCGAUGAUGGAUACCGGGUAACGGCGUCGUGCACCGUAAUUCAAUUUGUAGAGAUCACUUAAGGAAUGAAGUGCCGGCACAUCUCGGAAAAGAAGCGAAUGAGCGGAAUCCUAAUGGAAGGCGUUGCCGUGCGCGAUUUACCUCGAAAUUCUCCCGUGUCUACCUUUUGCGUUUAAGAGAGCGGACCCUUUAACCGUGUGAGCUUCUGGUGAUCGAUUGAUCCAAAGAUUGGUUUCGCUCAUCGCUACCGUUCGCCACCGACACUCUAACUAACGACUCUUGACUGAGACCCACCGCAGUCGAGGCGGCGACGCGUGGUGAUGUAUCGGCACCUAUUGCUCGCUAUUUCGCGAGCGAGGAAAGCAUUCGCACACGCCAUCGUUUCUCUUCCCUUUGAAUGGCGUCCAAUCAAGAGAGAACAACGUAUAAAUCGAUCGCUCUACGAGCAUCGAAAGUCGAUUAAACGUACGAGAAGAGAGAACCUAUGUGUAAGAUGGUUGCCAAAAAUAGUUAAAAAUAGUUUUUUUUUUUUUUUCAUUAAUAUCGGAAUGAUAGCUCUUGAUAUAUUUAUAGUCAAAACGUUCAACUAAAAGAAAGGAAUGAAAUAAAAUUGAACAUUUUAUACAAUAAAAAAUGAUAAUUUUAUAUUGAAAUGCUCAUCCUAAUGAAACGAUAAGAAAACGGCCGAAAACAGAAAGAAAAAACAUCAGUUUUUCAUAACAAAAGAAAAAAAAUGUCGAAAUUCACUAGAGAGAAAGGAAAAAAUAAUACACCUCAUUUUUUUUGUAAAUUGCGGUCACAUUCUCUGGGUAGCAUUAAAGCGAGCAUUCCAAGUAAAAUAUAUUGACGACAUUACAUAUCUGAGGCAUAUCGUGAAAUUGCCUGAAAUUAGACCGGAAUUGUUCUUUUCUACAUAAAAGGCAAAGAGAAAUGAUGGCGUGAGAUUACAUUUAGUCGGCGAUUGCGUAUCGAGAGAGAGAUCACGUAGACAAAAAAAAUGUACGACGAUGGAGGCGCUUUGCGGUGUCACUGGGUAAUUCCAAUUCGCUGAGUUUGCUGCUGAACAGAAAAAAAAAAAAGAAUUCGCGCGAGCGAAAACGAAUACGAUAUAUCUAAUGUAGAUCGACAUAUCACACAUACACACACAGCGUUGAAUAAUGUCCUUAAAUUUUUUAAGCGUCGAGCGGAUUGAAUGUCGAUAGAUCGCGCGAGAUCGUUUGUACCGUUUCUGUGCGACUUCGCUUGAUCGAUACACAUUCGCGAAUUGAUUAUCCCUUUUGGGGGAAGAGAUUCUCGUUGACUUGCACUUGAAGGACUCGUGCGAUCAAUUGAUCUCUCAUCAUGGAGAUGAGAUCUGUUUCAGUUCGAGUGAAUAAUUAUAUAUAUCGAAGCGACUGUAAUAUUGCAACGGCACUUCUGCGACAAACAAUAAAACAAAUCUUCCUGUCGAAGGAACAGAUCAGAGACACAUAUCGUACAGAGAGAGAGAAAGAGAGAAAAACAAACAAACAUACAUAUAUACAUACAUA
Messenger RNA from Pseudomyrmex gracilis, 4656 nucleotides. Its product is annotated as adhesion G protein-coupled receptor E3-like. The transcript has 8 exons. Gene Ontology annotation, biological process: G protein-coupled receptor signaling pathway; cell surface receptor signaling pathway. Gene Ontology annotation, cellular component: membrane. Gene Ontology annotation, molecular function: G protein-coupled receptor activity. The coding region runs from base 509 to 1477 and encodes 322 amino acids. NCBI's taxonomy places the organism in Eukaryota, Metazoa, Arthropoda, Insecta, Hymenoptera, Formicidae. The record is from RefSeq and is a predicted model, not a curated record.